CUAUUUAUACAGAGUAGCCUUCCUCCACUCUGCUUCAUUCAUAUUUCCUGUCUUCUACCUCUCUCUCUCUCUCUCUUCCUUCUGUCUUUAAACAAAAAGAAAAAGGAAAGAAAAUACGAGUCAAAGAAAUGAAAGAAAAGUUUCUUGGGCUUAUCACCUUUCUGCUCUUUGCUUUUCUUCUUUGCUCCUACUCAACCUCUGCUCGUCUCCUGGCACAGAAACAAGGUGAGAAGGAGCUUAAAGCUAACCAGAUCAAUCAAGCUGGUUUAUUGGCUACAGAUGUCAAAGAAGAUUUCUCAAACUUGAUGGGAUCAGAAGAGUGUUAUGAGAAAGAUGAGGAAUGUCUGAAAAGGAGGAUGAUUGCAGAAGCUCAUCUCGAUUACAUUUACACUCAACAUCAUAAGCCUUAGAUAAAAUAAUCCAUACAAGGAAUAUUAUAGUGUGUACUUUUAUGCUCAAUCAAGAGAAAAGUUGUGUUUAGUUAUAAAGUUGUAUGUAACUAUCACCCAAGGGCCAGGGCCAAGAAAGAAAAAGAAUGUAACAACUACUCUUAUAUAUAACCAUAGUGAUUAGUAAACUAUAUGAAUGCAAGGAAUGAUUAAUAGUAAUUUCAUCUGUUUCAA
Theobroma umbraticum is the source of this 623-nucleotide messenger RNA. Its product is annotated as putative phytosulfokines 6. The record is from RefSeq and is a predicted model, not a curated record. Lineage: Eukaryota; Viridiplantae; Streptophyta; Magnoliopsida; Malvales; Malvaceae. Gene Ontology annotation, molecular function: growth factor activity. Gene Ontology annotation, cellular component: extracellular region. Gene Ontology annotation, biological process: cell population proliferation.